Mercenaria mercenaria is the source of this 1778-nucleotide messenger RNA. RefSeq lists its product as uncharacterized. The record is from RefSeq and is a predicted model, not a curated record. The transcript is spliced from 6 exons. The coding region runs from base 62 to 1033 and encodes 323 amino acids. Lineage: Eukaryota; Metazoa; Mollusca; Bivalvia; Venerida; Veneridae.
AGGUGAUCAGUUCAGCGUACUCUGCAAGACAAGUGGGGGAGCUGAACCCGUUAUAGUCACCAUGUCAAUAGGGAAUGAAUCGCUAAGCCCACAACGAUAUGAUGUAACACCUGGCUAUAUAGCAUUCUUCUAUCUUCGCAAACGUCACCAUAUGGAAGUUUUGACAUGCUCAGUUAUGAACGAUGCAUUGACUUCACCUUUAUAUGUCACUACUCGUGUGUAUGUUAAACAUGCACCAGAAAUUGAAUUCAACAUUUCUGGCUCGGAACUGAAUAUUUCUAAAGGAGAACAAGCGUUCGUUAAGUGUUCAGCCAAAAGCGCUCUUGCGUUAAAUAUUUCAUGGAUUGAGAGAAUUGAUGGGAGAGAUAUAAAAAAGAAGCAAUGUCACAUGACAACAUACUGCGGCAUAGCAAUUGAUGCACAUCUUGUCCCGCAACGGCAUUUGUUUUGUCAGACUCACUAUUUACACAAAAUUGACCGAAAAGACUUAACAGUUUACAUUUUGGAUGCACCAGAAAUUGAAUUCAACAUUUCUGGCUCGGAACUGAAUAUUUCUAAAGGAGAACAAGCGUUCGUUAAGUGUUCAACUAAAAGCGCUCCUGUGUCAAAUAUUUCAUGGAUUGAGAGUAUUGAUGGGAAAAAUAUAACAAAGAAGCAAUGUCACAUGACAACAUACUGCGUCAUAGCAAUUAAUGCACACCUUGUCCCGCAAUGGCAUUUGUUUUGUCAGACUCACUCUUUACACAAAUUUGACCGAAAAGACUUAACAGUUUACAUUUGGGGGGAAGAUGAUCAACUUUCCAAAGACCAGGAAGAUUCUGCCUCUGGUGAUAAAUUGAUUUUCUGGAUCAUUGUAGGCUCUUGUAUAGCUAUUGUGGCUUUUGUCAGUAUUGCUGUUAUCAUCGUGUGUCUAGUUGUUAGAUGUAUCAAACAGAGGAAAGCUAGAGCAGAACAGGAAACAAAUCGAGAGAUAUACAUUGCCAGCGACGAUGGAGACAGAGGUGGUCUAGAGGUAGCAGGAAGAAAAUCGUGAGUAUCAACAAUUAAGGGAUGUCGAGCAUGCAAGUGGACAAUCGGAAACUGCGUAUUCUCAGCUCACUCCGUAGAUGUGCCAAGGACAAGCAUAUAAAACUACGAAAAACAUAUUCGAUCUUUUAAUAAUGGCUAAUAGGCCGGACGCUGUACAUAACUACUGAUUACCGAGCAGUCAUUCAAGGCAUAGGCAGCAAAAUCAUUGUAGGAAAUAAUCUUAUCUGCCAGUGAUCUUGGUCAUAAGAUGCAAUUCAGUGUUGUACAACUUUUUCAGGUCAUGAAUACAAUGUUUACGUAUGACUUGCCUUUAUAACUCAUUAUAUAUAUUGUAAAUAUAUACAUAGUGCUGUCUAGGUUAAAUAUCAGGUACAUUGUGUACAUACUGCUAUUCUGUUACAUGUUUACGUUUUCAGUCCUACCAGUGAAAAUACCAUGCAUUUGUUUGUGCAUAUGUUUUUACAUUCAUCACCAGCAAACAGGAAAAAAUAAUCAUGCAUGUUCGUAUGAGAUCAAUUUUCAUGAAUUAUGUGGUUGAAACAAAUCAAUGAAUUUUAAUUCCAACGAAUAGGUAAAAGUUUACAUUUAUAUUAUGGUCAAAAGUUGAAUUCCCUGAAUUCACAUCUCCGGGUCAUAGCCAGUUACACAAAAAACACGAACGUUCGUGCCCUGGAGAACAUCAAACGCCGCUUUUUAUGAGGAUAUUAUUUACAAACUUUUGAUCAUUUCAAUGUUCAAGUUGUACUAGG